UAAGGUUUGCGACAUGCCGUAAACCGUGCCUUUGGCAGUGAUCACGUGGAGCUGACAUGGAUGUUUUAGUGAGAAAACUGGAGCAAACUCAGCUUGAAUUAAACGUUGGUCUGCUGCUGUGUUGAGCAUGGAGAGCGAAUGACCGAGCUGUUCGUCCAGCUGUUCUCCUGCCCCGGAAGCCUGUGUGUUUUUGCGUGUUUCUGUGUGUUUUAUGCGAGAAAAUGUUCGUGUUGGUGGAGAUGGUGGACACCGUCCGAACCCCUCCGUGGUGCUUCCACAGACAGCUGAACGAGGCGGUCGCAGAGGAGCUCAACAAGAAACUGGCCAACAAGGUGGUUUACAACGUGGGUCUCUGCAUCUGUCUGUACGACAUCACUAAACUGGAGGACUCCUACAUUUUCCCAGGCGAUGGCGCCUCACACACCAAAGUUCAUUUCAGGUUUGUUGUUUUUCACCCCUUCCUCGAAGAGAUACUUGUUGGGAAAAUCAAGUACUGCAGUCAGGAGGGAGUUCAUGUGACGAUGGGCUUCUUUGAUGACAUUCUCAUUCCACCAGAGUCUCUGCAGCAGCCUGCUAAGUUUGAUGAGGCAGAGCAGGUUUGGCUCUGGGAGUACGAGACAGACGAAGGAGCUCAUGACCUCUACAUGGACCAAGGAGAGGAGAUCCGGUUUCGGGUGACAGACGAGGUCUUUGUGGACACGUCUCCAACAGGUCCAGCUGCUGCUGCGUCGGAUAACGCAGCGCAGCCGGGACAGUCCACAUCUGCGUCUGCAGAGGAGAGCACGGAGAAGAAAGAAGCGCCGUACACACUGAUAGGCACCAUCUGUGAGCCAGGGCUGGGACUGCUGUCAUGGUGGAACAAUUAGCACUACAGAAGAUGUGUUGUCCCUCAUCACCAGAGACCUGCUGCUGAAGAACUCUAGCUUUGUUACAGCAGCGCAGAUGAACUGAGAUCGGAGAUCCUGUCAGUGUGAAAGCAGCUGAUACCAGCUUCAUGUUUACAUGUACAGCUCGCUGUAAUGUGUUGAAUGACAAUUUGUGUUUGAUAGAUUUCAUAUGAGAGUUUCUAAAAGCUAUGAGUAAAUAGUUCACUAUUUUUUUGUUAUAAAGAAUUGAUUCUAAUGUCACAUCAUUUAAGGUAAACAAGCAAAAGUCUUCCAUGUUUUCUGAAAGUCCUUGUAAAUAUUUUGAAUUUAAAAAUAACUUGACUCUCUCCCUUGAGUCUUUCAGCUUUAUUUUUUUGUACUAUUCGGGGGCAAAAGGUAUUUCUGUAACUGAUUCUGGAAGUUGUCCCACGUGCAAAGAUGAAAGGAGUCUAAUGUUCAAGUGUAGCACUUCAACUGUGAGAGACAGAAUGUAAAAAAAAGGAUCUGGGAACUCACAUCAUUUGAUUUUUAAAGAAUGUAUUUAUUUAUUGGUGCAGAAAAUGUUUAGCUUUUACAAUCAAACAAGAAUUCUGUUCCUCAUAGACGUUUACUU
Messenger RNA from Oryzias melastigma (Indian medaka), 1479 nucleotides. It is a transcript of the gene polr3h, whose product is annotated as polymerase (RNA) III (DNA directed) polypeptide H. Gene Ontology annotation, molecular function: DNA-directed RNA polymerase activity; DNA binding. Lineage: Eukaryota; Metazoa; Chordata; Actinopteri; Beloniformes; Adrianichthyidae. The record is from RefSeq and is a predicted model, not a curated record. Gene Ontology annotation, cellular component: RNA polymerase III complex. Bases 222 to 866 code for a protein of 214 amino acids. Gene Ontology annotation, biological process: DNA-templated transcription; transcription initiation at RNA polymerase III promoter. The transcript is spliced from 6 exons.